Nomascus leucogenys (northern white-cheeked gibbon) is the source of this 4695-nucleotide messenger RNA. RefSeq names its product kinesin family member 27 (gene KIF27). Gene Ontology annotation, biological process: microtubule-based movement; mitotic spindle organization. NCBI's taxonomy places the organism in Eukaryota, Metazoa, Chordata, Mammalia, Primates, Hylobatidae. Gene Ontology annotation, molecular function: microtubule motor activity; ATP binding; microtubule binding. The record is from RefSeq and is a predicted model, not a curated record.
CGGCGGCCGCGCGGUGUGGCAGAGCGAAGCUGAGGAGUCCGGCGCUCGCCGCCAGGGGCCUGGGCUGUCCCGAGCCGGAAUCCAGAUCUUACAUAAGAUGGAAGUCUCUCACACUAGAUACUGAACAUUAAAUAGAAAAUCUAUUUAGUAAAAUCUAAGUUGCCAUGGAAGAAAUACCAGUAAAAGUUGCUGUAAGAAUUAGACCUCUGCUUUGCAAAGAAGUUCUUCAUAAUCAUCAAGUUUGUGUGAGAGUUAUUCCAAACAGCCAGCAAGUUAUCAUUGGGAGAGAUAGAGUCUUCACUUUUGAUUUUGUUUUUGGCAAAAAUUCCACUCAAGAUGAAGUUUAUAAUACAUGUAUAAAGCCCCUAGUGUUGUCACUCAUUGAGGGGUAUAAUGCAACUGUUUUUGCCUAUGGACAAACUGGAUCUGGGAAGACAUACACCAUUGGAGGAGGCCAUAUUGCUUCAGUUGUGGAGGGCCAAAAGGGUAUCAUUCCUCGAGCUAUUCAAGAAAUAUUUCAAAGCAUCUCUGAACAUCCUAGCAUUGACUUUAAUGUGAAAGUAUCUUAUAUAGAAGUGUACAAGGAAGACCUAAGAGAUCUUCUAGAAUUGGAGACAUCCAUGAAGGAUCUUCACAUCCGAGAAGAUGAAAAAGGAAACACAGUGAUUGUUGGGGCCAAGGAAUGCCAUGUGGAGAGUGCAGAUGAAGUGAUGAGUCUUUUGGAGAUGGGGAAUGCAGCCAGACAUACAGGUACCACUCAAAUGAAUGAGCACUCCAGCAGAUCACAUGCAAUUUUUACAAUCAGCAUUUGUCAAGUUCAUAAAAAUAUGGAGGCAGCUGAAGAUGGAUCAUGGUAUUCCCCUCGGCAUAUUGUCUCAAAGUUCCACUUUGUGGAUUUGGCAGGAUCAGAAAGAGUAACCAAAACGGGGAAUACUGGUGAACGGUUCAAAGAAUCCAUUCAAAUCAAUAGUGGAUUGCUGGCUUUAGGAAAUGUAAUAAGCGCUCUUGGGGACCCACGCAGGAAGAGUUCACAUAUUCCAUAUAGGGAUGCUAAAAUUACCCGGCUUCUGAAAGAUUCUCUGGGAGGCAGUGCUAAGACUGUCAUGAUCACAUGUGUCAGCCCCUCCUCCUCGAAUUUUGAUGAGUCCUUAAAUUCUCUCAAAUAUGCCAACAGAGCACGGAACAUUAGAAACAAACCCACUGUAAACUUCAGCCCCGAGUCAGACCGUACAGAUGAAAUGGAAUUUGAGAUUAAAUUGCUUCGAGAAGCUUUGCAAAGCCAGCAGGCUGGUGUCAGCCAAACUAGCCAGAUCCAUCGAGAAGGGAGUCCUGAUACAAAUAGGAUUCAUUCUCUUGAGGAGCAAGUAGCUCAGCUUCAAGGAGAAUGUCUGGGUUACCAAUGUUGUGUAGAAGAAGCCUUUACCUUCCUCGUUGACCUAAAAGAUACUGUCAGACUAAACCAAAAGCAGCAACACAAACUGCAGGAGUGGUUUAACAUGAUCCAAGAGGUCAGGAAGGCUGUCCUCACCUCAUUUCGAGGAAUCAGAGGCACUGCAAGUCUGGAAGAAGGACCACAGCAUGUUACAGUUCUCCAGCUGAAGAGAGAGCUUAAGAAAUGCCAGUGUGCACUUGCUGCUGAUGAAGUAGUAUUUAAUCAGAAGGAACUGGAGGUUAAGGAACUGAAGAAUCAAGUGCAGAUGAUGGUACAGGAAAACAAAGGGCAUGCUGUAUCUUUGAAAGAAGCACAAAAAGUGAAUAGACUGCAGAAUGAAAAAAUAAUAGAACAACAACUUCUUGUGGAUCAACUGAGUGAAGAACUAACAAAACUUAACCCGUCAGUGACUUCUUCAGCUAAAGAAAAUUGUGGAGAUGGGCCAGAUGCCAGGAUCCCUGAAAGGAGACCAUAUACUGUACCAUUUGAUACUCAUUUGGGGCAUUAUGUUUAUAUCCCAUCAAGACAAGAUUCCAGGAAGGUCCACACAAGUCCGCCUAUGUACUCUUUGGAUCGAAUAUUUGCUGGAUUUCGAACACGAAGUCAGAUGCUGUUGGGUCACAUAGAAGAACAAGAUGAGGUCCUCCACUGCCAAUUUUCUGAUAACAGUGAUGAUGAAGAAUCAGAAGGCCAAGAGAAAUCUGAAACUAGAUGUAGAAGUCGUUCAUGGAUUCAGAAGCCAGACUCUGUUUGUUCCCUUGUUGAAUUGAGUGAUACUCAGGAUGAAACACCAAAUUUGGAGAAUGAAGGUUUAAAGAUUGAUUGUCUCCAGGAGAGUCAAGAAUUGAAUUUGCAAAAAUUAAAGAAUUCAGAACGCAUACUUACUGAAGCUAAACAAAGAAUGAGAGAACUUACAAUUAACAUCAAGAUGAAGGAAGACCUGAUUAAAGAAUUAAUAAAAACAGGUAAUGAUGCCAAGUCUGUAAGCAAGCAGUAUUCUUUGAAAGUAACAAAGCUAGAGCAUGAUGCAGAACAGGCAAAAGUCGAACUAACUGAAACACAAAAGCAGCUACAGGAGCUGGAAAACAAAGAUCUUUCUGAUGUUGCAAUGAAGGUAAAAUUACAGAAAGAGUUUCGUAAAAAGAUGGAUGCUGCAAAGCUGAGAGUUCAGGUCUUACAGAAGAAGCAACAAGAUAGUAAGAAACUGGCAUCACUGUCAAUCCAAAAUGAGAAACGUGCUAAUGAACUAGAGCAGAGUGUAGAUCACAUGAAGUAUCAAAAGAUACAGCUACAAAGAAAACUACGAGAAGAAAAUGAAAAAAGGAAGCAACUGGAUGCAGUAAUUAAGCGGGACCAGCAAAAAAUCAAAGAACUACAAUUAAAAACAGGACAGGAAGAAGGUCUAAAACUGAAAGCUGAGGACCUUGAUGCAUGUAACUUGAAAAGGAGAAAAGGUUCGUUUGGAAGUAUAGACCAUCUCCAGAAAUUGGAUGAGCAAAAGAAAUGGUUAGAUGAAGAAAUAGAGAAAGUUCUGAACCAACGCCAAGAAUUAGAGGAGCUGGAAGAAGACUUAAAGAAACGGGAGGCCAUAGUUUCUAAGAAGGAGGCUCUGUUACAGGAGAAGAGUCACCUGGAAAAUAAGAAAUUGAGAUCUAGUCAGGCCUUAAACACAGAUAGUUUGAAAAUAUCAACUCGCCUGAACUUAAUGGAAGAAGAGUUGUCUGAAAAGAAUGUGCAGCUCCAGACCAGUACAGCUGAGGAGAAAACAAAGAUUUCAGAACAAGUUGAAGUUCUCCAGAAAGAAAAGGAUCAGCUCCAGAAACGAAGACACAGUGUGGAUGAAAAACUUAAAAAUGGUAGAGUGUUAUCACCUGAAGAAGAACAUGUUCUUUUCCAACUUGAAGAAGGGAUUGAAGCUUUGGAAGCUGCAAUUGAAUACAAGAAUGAAAGUAUCCAGAAUCGCCAGAAGUCACUUAGAGCAUCAUUACAUAAUCUCUCUCGUAGUGAAGCAAAUGUCUUGGAAAAACUAGCUUGCCUGAGUCCUGUUGAGAUUAGAGCUAUUCUUUUCAGAUAUUUCAAUAAGGUGGUGAAUUUGCGAGAAGCUGAACGGAAACAACAGUUAUAUAAUGAAGAAAUGAAAAUGAAAGUUCUGGAACGGGAUAAUAUGGUUCGUGAAUUAGAAUCUGCACUGGACCAUUUAAAAUUGCAGUGUGACCGGAGACUGACCCUCCAGCAAAAGGAACACGAACAAAAGAUGCAGUUGCUGUUACAUCAUUUCAAAGAACAAGAUGGAGAAGGCAUUAUGGAAACUUUCAAAACAUAUGAAGAUAAAAUCCAGCAGUUGGAAAAAGAUCUUUAUUUCUAUAAGAAAACCAGCCGAGAUCAUAAGAAGAAACUUAAGGAACUGGUAGGGGAAGCAGUUCGGCGGCAACUAGCACCAUCAGAGUAUCAUGAGCCUGGAGAUGGAGUCCUGAAGCCAGAAGAAGGAGGCAUGCUUUCAGCCGAAUUAAAAUGGGCAUCCAGACCUGAAAGUAUGAAAUUAAGUGGAAGAGAAAGAGAAAUGGACAGUUCAGCAAGCAGCUUAAGAACACAGCCAAAUCCUCAAAAGCUCUGGGAAGAUAUCCCAGAAUUACCUCCAAUUCAUAGUUCUUUAGCACCCCCCAGUGGGCAUAUGUUAGGUAAUGAGAAUAAAACAGAAAUAGAUGAUAAUCAGUUUACAAAAUCUCACAAUCGACUGUCAUCCCAAAUUAAGGUUGUGGGAAAUGUGGGACAACUUCAUGGUGUUACACCUGUAAAACUGUGUCGAAAAGAAUUACGUCAGAUUUCCACCUUGGAACUAUCAUUGCGACGUUCCAGUCUUGGAGUCGGCAUUGGAUCAAUGGCUGCUGAUUCCAUCGAAGUAUCUAGGAAACCAAGGGACUUAAAAACUUAGACAUUUAAUAAUAGAACUUUUAGUAGAUAUGUAAAAAGAUUCCUUUUUCUAACCUGUUAAAAACUAAAGCUCAAGUUCACUACCUCUUUCCUCAGAAUAAAGGAAGAAGGGGAGGAAGAAAUCCCUAAUUCUUUUAUAUGCUAUAGAUGUGUACAUCUUCUAUAUAUAUUUGGGGAGUUUUAGUUUAUAUUCCCAUAGUAAUCAAACAUGUUUUCCAAUACUUGAUAACAUUUAAAUAUUUACAUUUAUAAAUAUGCUUAAAUGUUUUGCCAGGCAUAUUUGAAGAAUAAAAUGAGUAAUAGACUAAAAUAUCUAUCAAGUAUGUAUUAUU